AUGUUGUCAGUCAUGGGCUCACAAGUAAUUCUCGGGGCUCUCUUACUCUAUCUGAAUUUGUUCAUUACUCACAGCAGUGCGGCUCAGCAGCAGCCACUGCACACUGUUAUAGAUGCCGCCCCUAAGCGGGUCGCCGUCAUCGGUAGGUUACAGAUCCAACCCAAAACAACAUGCAAGAUGAUCAAGGUCAUAGGAGAGAAUGAGACUAAUGUAAGUUUUGAAGGAGCUGGAGCUGGAGGUUCAUUUGCAGCAUAUGAGUUGCGUAAACUCGCAGAUGCCUCUAACAUCCCUGUUAAUGUUACCGUAUUCGAGCGGGCCUCGUAUAUCGGUGGUCGUUCAACGACGGUCAAUGCUUUCGACGACUCCGCAUAUCCAAUCGAGUUAGGUGCCUCAAUAUUUGUGGAGAUUAACGAGAACUUGAUGAAUGCAUCUCGCGCUCUUGGUCUUGAUAUCCGCGGCGCGGAUCAUUUCAGACCUAAAGAAACCGAGGAAUCCAUUGGAAUAUGGGAUGGCUCCCACUUUGUAUUUACACUGAAGAACGACUCUAGCUGGUGGAACAUCGGCAGGCUUAUCUGGCGCUAUGGCCUGGCACCAAUUCGCACCCAGAAUCUCAUGAAGAGUGUCGUUGGUAAGUUCCUGAAACUAUACCAGGAGCCCUUAUUUCCGUUCCGAUCGCUAUCGGAGGCUGCGGAGGCAGUGGACCUACUCGAUGUUACUGCCUCACCGGGCGAUGCAUUUCUUGAGGCAAAUUCGAUUUCCGAAUUAUUUGCAAGAGAAAUAAUUCAAGCCAGUACGCGAGUGAACUACGGGCAGAACCUGCCCUUAAUCCACGGGCUAGAGUCCAUGGUUUGUAUGGCGACAGAUGGUGCGGUUUCUAUACCUGGUGGGAACUGGAGGAUAUUUGAUGGAGUUCUCCAAGCUGCCAAAGCUGAUGUUCGUCUCAAUACGACGGUAACGGAGAUUGUAAAGACAAACAAUGGUGCUGUGCAGAUAAGCUCCAAGCCAACCUCAGAUCUUGACUCGACAACUCCGGACGAAUCGGAGUUUGAUGAGGUCAUUAUCGCUGGGCCUCUACAGUACUCUGGUAUCUCGAUAUCUCCACCUCUACAGCAUAUCCCAGAUGAUAUCCCGUAUGUCAAACUCCAUGUCACGCUGUUUGCGUCCCCACAUCGGAUCUCGCCUGAAUUCUUCGGACUUCGCGGCAAGAACGCUCACGCUCCGGAGACCAUCCUGACUACCCUUCCGGAGGGUCAUAAUCUUGGUUCAAAUCCCAAAGGUGUUGGGCCCGCUGAUUUCUGGAGCAUCAGCACGCUCAGAACUGUCAGUAGAUUUGUUGAAAAAGAGGAUGGCGAGAAGCAGCGUGAAGAUCACUAUGUUUACAAAAUCUUCUCUCCGGAAAGGCCUACUGCGGAGUUUAUCGCUCAAGUGUUUGGGAUUGAAUAUUCUCAUGGGACAUCUGGCUCAGUGACUAUCGCGCCUGAUAAUACCACCAUUGGUGAUCUUCCGAACGGCGAGAUUAGCUGGUUCCACGAGAAGGUCUGGCACCCAUAUCCUCUGCUUUAUCCUCGCGUGACAUUCGAAGAUACUCUCUUAGCCCCCAGUAUCUGGUACACUAGUGGGAUUGAGAGCUUCAUUUCAACAAUGGAGACGAGUGCACUUAUGGGGAGGAAUGUGGCAGCCCUUAUGGUGCGAUCAUGGCAGAGAGAGAAAUAUGAGAGGGGAGUAACUGGGAAGAUUGAACUAUAG
Molecule: messenger RNA, 1746 nt
Organism: Penicillium malachiteum
Lineage: Eukaryota; Fungi; Ascomycota; Eurotiomycetes; Eurotiales; Aspergillaceae
Product: putative prenylcysteine lyase
Exons: 1
Coding region: 1-1746 (581 amino acids)
Biological process (GO): prenylated protein catabolic process; prenylcysteine catabolic process
Molecular function (GO): prenylcysteine oxidase activity
Source: RefSeq, a predicted model, not a curated record